This is a messenger RNA of Scylla paramamosain (green mud crab), 880 nucleotides long. RefSeq names its product protein ARV1-like (gene Arv1). Gene Ontology annotation, biological process: sphingolipid metabolic process; intracellular sterol transport; sterol metabolic process. The transcript is spliced from 6 exons. NCBI's taxonomy places the organism in Eukaryota, Metazoa, Arthropoda, Malacostraca, Decapoda, Portunidae. Gene Ontology annotation, cellular component: Golgi apparatus; cortical endoplasmic reticulum. The coding region runs from base 96 to 818 and encodes 240 amino acids. The record is from RefSeq and is a predicted model, not a curated record.
CUGAGGCACAAUCUACAGAUUUGCGACUAGCGGCGCGGGCCAGCCAGGGGCCAGCUGAGCGGGGCGGGGCGGCGCAGACCCUUUAAACUUUCAACAUGAGGGCUAGGACUAGGCGACCUAGGUGUAUUACUUGUCUCACCCCAGCGAAGGCGUUAUUCAAGAAGAGUGAUGGAGAUUUCAUCAAGCUUCUGGAGUGUCCCUCAUGUGGCCAGACAGUGGAUCGGUAUGUGGAGUGUGAGAAGAGCAUCAUCUUCAUGGACAUGCUGCUUCAGGACAUUGCAGUAUACAGGCACAUAUUAUUCAAUGCAGACAAUUUUUAUUUCUUCCAGGAACCCCAGUUUUAUGUGAAGCUUGCAGUAUCCCUGUUACUGAGUGAGGGCUAUGUUCGCUGGUCCACCCUUACCCAUACCUUCGCCCCAGCCACAGGGAUCAAGGAUAAUGAAGUCUACUUGUACAUAAUGUGCUUGUUAACUGCAGUUGAAUUUGGUGUCUUUGGAGCAAUAAUUAUGCUGUACUCAUGGAUCAGGUUUCGUGACAGGAUUGAAUUAUCUUCUCUUUACAAUGGACUGCUUCUAGGUCAGUAUGGAAGACUUGCUAAUGUUGCAGCCAUCAUUUGGUACCAAAGCCCAAGUCUGAUCUUCCAGGGCCUUGUUCUUGUCUUCAUCAUCAUCUCUACCAUACAAAGCACCAGAGCUGCUAUGAACACUGGGAGGUGUGAGAGCAGCUUGCUGGUCAUCACAGCCACUAUCAUCAGCACAUCAUCAUCAUACAUACUCCAGUCAUAUCUUAUUGACAUGUAUGAAAAGUAUUCUUUGUAAGAAUCACCAGGUUGGUUCAUAUUGAAACCAUGGGAGCUAAUCCUCAAUAAAACAGUUACCUA